AUGACAAAUUAUAUAGUUUGUUUAUGUCAUUUUUGUGAAUUACAUGGUCCAUCAAUAAUUAUAUGUACUCAAUUGACUACAAAAGACAAAAAACAAGAUUAUUUAUUACAAUCAAAUUCUAAAACAACUACAAAUUCAUGUUCAUCAUGUCAAUUAAUAUUACCUGAAAAUGUGAUAAAUUUAUCAACAACUGUAACUACACCAAAAAAUGAAACUCAAGAAUUUAUAUCAACUCAAUACCCAACUUCUCAAAAACGAUAUGCAGCAUUAACAAAAUUAGUAAUGAAAUCCUUAUCAAUUGAAACUAACUUAGACCUAACAAAACCCAAUUUUUUCGGUGAUAAUAUAAAUGGAUUUUGUAUUAAUAAAAUUUUUAAAAUAUAUGAUGUAAAUUCAAGAGGUCUUGAAAGAAAAUAUGGAUUAAUGUUAAUUAGUGAUAAUGAAAUACAUUUAUUACAAAAUUGGGAUAUUAUAACAUUAUAUUUUAAUGAAUAUAUAUAUCAAUUACAAUUAAAAAUAAAUGAAACAAAUGAAAAGAAUUAUGCUAAAACUGAAAAUUCAAAUAAUGAAAAAUAUCUUAGAAGAUCAAUGAUUAGACCUAAACUGUUAAUUGAAUUAACUAAUGAUGAACAAAUUUUUGUUAAAUUUCAUUUAUGGGCUAUUGAAGUUUUAAAAGAUGCAAUACGAUGA
This is a messenger RNA of Lodderomyces jiufengensis, 690 nucleotides long. RefSeq lists its product as uncharacterized. The coding region runs from base 1 to 690 and encodes 229 amino acids. Gene Ontology annotation, molecular function: GTPase activator activity. The transcript has a single exon. Lineage: Eukaryota; Fungi; Ascomycota; Pichiomycetes; Serinales; Debaryomycetaceae. The record is from RefSeq and is a predicted model, not a curated record. Gene Ontology annotation, cellular component: cytosol. Gene Ontology annotation, biological process: positive regulation of TORC1 signaling; positive regulation of GTPase activity.